AUGUCGACGAUCGAGAGUCUAUCCACGACCUUUACCUCUCUGCCCCCUUCGUGUGUGCUUUUUAUUCCCCGGGAUGAGAGGUGCGUUGUUGUUGGGACCUAUCUCCUCAACGAGGAUGCCGGGUCAAUUGAGGGGAAGAAGGUUGGGAGUUUGUUGCUCUAUCGAAUGGAUGAGGGCGGACAACUGUAGUACUUACUCCACCUCCUCCUCACCUUCCUUCUAACUAAGAGAUAUCCCAGGAGCCUUGUGGCAUCUCAACAAACACAUGCAAUCCUAGACAUCAAAUUCUCGCCGCAUUCACCAGAAGUUCUGGCUGUCGCUCAAUCCAACGGAACACUAUCAUUCUACAACACCUCUAACGACACCAUUACCCUAUCCGCUCAUCACGUCCUCUUCGAUGCAUCCAUUCUGCUCUUAUCCGUUAACUUUUCCCCCACAGCACAGCACCUAGCUUUCGCUUUAUCUAGUGGUGAAGUGGGCAUCUUUUCUCUUGAAUCUGGGAAAGUCACCUACAAAUACUCGCCACACGAACUCGAGGCAUGGACAUGUGAGUUCACACCUGAUGGGAAGGGAUUGUAUUCUGGCGGGGAUGAUUCAGCAAUAUGUUUGUAUGAUUUGGAGACUCGGACGCAGCUCUGGAGGGAUAGGAGGACACAUCGGGCUGGUGUUACGGCCGUACUGGAUAGGGGUGACGGGACAUUCUUGACGGGUUCGUACGAUGAGUGGUUAAGGAUCUUCGAUGCAAGGACAAAGAGGGUUAAAAGUGAUAUUAAAUUGGGGGGUGGGGUCUGGAGGCUCCAAAUGCGCGGUGAGGACUCCGUAUUGGCGAGUUGUAUGCAUGCUGGGGCCAGAGUCGUCUCCGUGCGAGACGAGAGUAAGCCGAGCAUAGUCGCAAAGUUUGAGGAGCACGAGAGCAUGAAUUACGGGAGCCACGUGCAUGAGGCGAGGCUGGACACAAUUACCUCGUGCAGCUUUUACGACAAACGACUGUGUAUCUGGUCCCUAUAG
Messenger RNA from Tuber aestivum (summer truffle), 1008 nucleotides. NCBI's taxonomy places the organism in Eukaryota, Fungi, Ascomycota, Pezizomycetes, Pezizales, Tuberaceae. The record is from the annotation of a GenBank genome assembly.